Microtus ochrogaster (prairie vole) is the source of this 2022-nucleotide messenger RNA. It is a transcript of the gene Cdk10, whose product is annotated as cyclin dependent kinase 10. Gene Ontology annotation, biological process: regulation of mitotic cell cycle; protein phosphorylation. Gene Ontology annotation, molecular function: cyclin-dependent protein serine/threonine kinase activity; ATP binding. Lineage: Eukaryota; Metazoa; Chordata; Mammalia; Rodentia; Cricetidae. The record is from RefSeq and is a predicted model, not a curated record. The transcript is spliced from 13 exons. Bases 434 to 1303 code for a protein of 289 amino acids. Gene Ontology annotation, cellular component: nucleus.
CGGGGUGCCACUCGGGCGGCGCUGUGGCAGGGCCGGACUGGAGCGCUCUGAGGCUCACUGUCGCCUUAAAAGUUUGAGGCUCCGGCUUCAGAGGGAUGUCAGUCCCAGAGUUGGCUGCGGCGUGUGCAGAAAUCCGCAGCCGCGAGCGGCUGGGACGGGGCACGUGGGUGGGAUCCGACGGAGUGCGAACUCGGGUGAGGCGGCGGAGUGGGGCGUGGAGUUUUUGCGGAGAGAAGAAUGGGGCGUUCCGGUGGCACCUGCACCCGGGAGUUGUCACCUUGUUUACCGGUCUGCUAUACCACACUCGCUGGGAAGAUGCCGGAGCGUUAAGGAGUUUGAGAAGCUGAACCGAAUUGGCGAGGGCACCUACGGCAUUGUGUAUCGGGCCCGGGACACCCAUACAGAUGAAAUUGUUGCCCUGAAGAAGGUGCGGAUGGACAAAGAAAAGGAUGGCAUUCCCAUCAGCAGCCUGCGUGAGAUCACGUUGCUCUUGCGUCUCCGUCAUCCAAAUAUUGUGGAGCUGAAGGAGGUGGUUGUGGGCAACCACCUGGAGAGCAUCUUCCUGGUGAUGGGUUACUGUGAGCAAGAUCUGGCCAGUCUGUUGGAAAAUAUGCCGACACCAUUCUCCGAGGCCCAGGUUAAAUGCAUCGUGCUCCAGGUGCUCCGUGGCCUUCAGUACCUGCACAGGAACUUCAUCAUCCACAGGGACUUGAAGGUGUCCAACUUGCUCAUGACAGAUAAGGGCUGUGUAAAGACAGCGGAUUUUGGCCUGGCCCGGGCCUAUGGUGUUCCAGUAAAGCCGAUGACUCCCAAGGUUGUUACCCUCUGGUACCGAGCCCCAGAGCUGCUGCUUGGAACGACUACCCAGACCACCAGCAUUGACAUGUGGGCUGUUGGUUGCAUCCUGGCAGAGCUGCUGGCCCACAAGCCCCUUCUCCCUGGCACCUCUGAGAUCCACCAGAUCGACUUGAUUGUACAGCUGCUGGGGACACCGAGUGAGAAUAUCUGGCCGGGUUUCUCCAAGCUGCCGCUGGCUGGCCAAUACAGCUUGAGGAAACAGCCCUACAAUAAUCUCAAGCACAAGUUCCCGUGGCUCUCAGAGGCCGGACUUCGUCUGCUCAAUUUCCUCUUCAUGUACGACCCUAAGAAAAGGGCAACCGCAGGGGACUGUCUGGAGAGCUCCUACUUCAAAGAGAAGCCCUUACCCUGCGAGCCGGAACUCAUGCCCACCUUCCCCCACCACCGCAAUAAGCGCGCUGCCCCAGCUGCCACUGAGGGGCAGAGCAAACGAUGCAAGCCCUGACGGUGGGUCCGGCCAUCCCUACACAUCCUCAUGGAUCAUCAGGCAGCAGACUGGGAGGGCCCUCCAGGCCAAGAUGCCUUUGUCCCCUCUCGCUAACAUCCUCUCUUCAGCUGACUCCUCCCUGCUAUCCUCUCUGCCCAGAUACAAGUAGAUUAUGAACUGGGAUGUUGCUCAGUGGGGAUACCCAGCAUAGACUGGGCUGCUGUAGCACCAUCUGGUGUCCUGUUAGCUCCUGGCAGCCUUGUCUGUCAGUGAGGACAUGCUUCUGGGGAGGCAGUGCUAGAUAGAGCUGAGAGGUCCAAAGGCCCAAAUCAGUAUAGUGCUGAACUGGAGCGAGGCAUUAGCCUGGAAUGAGCAGGCCCAGGAGACCAUACUGUUCCUGCUUGGUCUCUAGGAGCUUCCCAGGACAGGCUAUAGUGACCCUGGGCAGGGAUGGUGCGGCUUCAGGUGGGAAGGAGGCAGUAAGCAUUGAUUGGGGCCACGAUAGAACUCUUUUUAGACUGUCAGGAGAGCCGUUGGUGGAUGUGCCCACAGAGAGAACUGGCGGGCUCCUUUUCCAGGGGUGGAGAGAUAAAAAGCUUUUCCAAUAGACAGUUUCACAAUCCUUUAAUGUACUCUGGGGUUUUGAUCCAUGCAGCAUGGACAGUGUCCUCUGAGGGGCUGGGAGUGAGGAGUAGGAACAGCCAUGGCCGAGGGGUGCCAGUAGAGGAGGUGUUCAG